Messenger RNA from Macadamia integrifolia, 4173 nucleotides. RefSeq names its product pentatricopeptide repeat-containing protein At1g18485. NCBI's taxonomy places the organism in Eukaryota, Viridiplantae, Streptophyta, Magnoliopsida, Proteales, Proteaceae. Gene Ontology annotation, molecular function: RNA binding; protein binding; zinc ion binding. Gene Ontology annotation, biological process: RNA modification. The transcript has a single exon. The coding region runs from base 929 to 3919 and encodes 996 amino acids. The record is from RefSeq and is a predicted model, not a curated record.
CAUUUUAUGAUCCUGAACCAAAGGUUUUAUUUUUUAUUCGCAUGCAUAGUUCUAUUCCUGGGAGAAGUUGGAAUACAGAAUAUACAGAGACAUGGUUUUAGGUAUCAGGAUUGGAUCAGCUGUGAGCCUGUGACGGAUACCAAUUCCAUUACCUUAUCAAUAGUAGCAGAACAGGGGAAGGCAAAAUGGUUCAAAAAAACCGUGUUGGUAUUUUGAGGAGCAUAAUAGUUCUGCCGUAUUGGUAUUGGUAUUGGUAUUGGUAUUGGUAUUGGUAUUGGCAUUGGCAUUGAUAUUGGUAUUGAUAUCGGUAUCGAUAUCGGUAUCAGCGGCGACCUAUACUGGUGACAGCACCAUGGGCUGAAACCCUGCAGAGACAUUUAAUGGUUAUAAGCAGGUUGAACCAGUUGACCCACCUGCCUGAUUUUCAUCGAUUUGAAUGGUUUGCCACCCGCUCCGUUGUUUUACGUUAGCUCUCUAGCUCAAACAUCACUCAUAAUUUUGAUAGACAUUGAUCCAGCUCCCAAGCAAUGUCUAUGGAGGUCAUGAAUGGUGUGGGAAGAGUUCUGUCCGGACUCCAGAGUGUGGCUCCUUCAUCAGCAUGGGGCUAAUGGUAAUGUACCUGGAAUUGGGGAAGCAUCAAUAUGGUGGAUAUUAUCUCCUUUCGUGGGAGUUGGACUGUCAUUUUGCCUCCAUCUCUAUCUGGGCGCUGCCUUUACACUCUGCACAUCUCUUUCCAUUUUAUCUUAUCAAAGUGGGCCCAUUAAAUAUCUUAAGGUUCGUAGAUUUAUUCCUUCGAUGGUUAAGAUGGCUCCUUACAGCCGUUAGAUUAUUCAACCAAGAAUAGGAUUCGAUCUCUUGACCACUGCUCCUGAUGGGCAAAUAAGCUCAACUAUUAAACGAUAAGAUUAUUUUAUUCCUUGGCUCCGACAUGGCUCUGGUGGCGCCACCAAUCUCCGCCCAUCACCGCCACCAUCAACCAGGGCUUUACAGACCUUUCAAGAACACUGUCACGGCUACUGACGACAAUUCUUUGCGCUCCCUUUUCCUGCCAACAAGAGUUUCUCUUUCUUCUUUAGUUUCAAUCGAAACCCAUCAGAGCCGCUGCGACUCUCUUGCCAUCACUCCACUCGAUACUUCAGACCAUCAAUCUUCUUUCUCUGAAGAGAUAAACAAGUUCUGCCAAUCCGGAAAUCUCUACGAGGCUUUGCUUCUUCUGCAGAGACACCCCAACGAUGGCACCAUUAGCUUCCAACAGCGAGUUGAUGGCAUUGGUGCUCUGUUACAGGCCUGCGGCCAAAGGAAGGACAUCGAGGUUGGUCGGCGAGUCCACGAGAUGGUGCAGGCUACGAGUCAAUUCAGAAAUCACUUCGUUCUCAAUACCCGUCUCAUUACAAUGUACUCUAUGUGUGGGUAUCCGUUGGAUUCUCGUGUCGUCUUCGAUCAAUCACGCAAGAGGAACUUGUUUCAGUGGAAUGCGCUUAUCAGUGGUUACACAAGGAAUGAGCUCUGGGAUGAGGCACUAGUUGUGUUCUUUGAAUUACUCUCAGUUACCGUUCUUAGACCGGAUAAUUUCACCUUCCCAUGCGUUCUCAAGGCUUGCGCUGGGCUUACUUGCUUGAGAUUGGGGCAGUCAGUCCAUGGCAUGGCAGUGAAGAUGGAGAUUAGUUCGGAUGUAUUUGUGGGAAAUGCUUUGAUUGCCAUGUAUGGUAGGUGUAGAGUUCUAGAAGAGGCAGUUAAAGUGUUUAGGAGUAUGCCUGUGAGAAGCUUGGUUUCUUGGAACACUAAGAUUUCUGUGUUUUCGGAAAAUGGGUUUGUAAGGCAGAAUUUUGAUUUGUUAAGGGAGAUGAUGGCGUGCGAGGAAGAUUUGAGAAUAGAUGAUGCAACACUUGUUACGAUAUUGCCGGUGUGUGCAGGGGAAGGAGAUGUAGAAAUGGGUAGGGUGGUUCAUUGCUUGGCUGUGAGAUUGGGUCUGAGUCGGGAAAUUGCAGUGAACAAUGCCUUGAUUGAUAUGUAUACCAAAUGUGGAUGUUUAGCUGAUGCCUGUAUCCUAUUUGAAAAAAGCAAGCCAAGGAAUGUUGUUUCUUGGAAUGCCAUGAUUGGAGGAUAUUCUAGAGAAGGGGAUGUGUUUGGAACUUUCAAUCUUCUACGCCGAAUGCAUAUGGAAGAGGAGGUAGGGGCAACUAGAUUGAAUGUCAUCACAAUCCUGAAUGUGUUGCCAGCUUGUUUAGAGAAGUCAGAGUUCCGGAGCUUGAAGGAGCUUCAUGCCUAUACAUUCAGAAAUGGGUUUCACUUUGAUGAUUUGGUGGCCAGUGCUCUUCUUGCUGCUUAUGCUAAAUGUGGGUCGCUUAGCUCUGCAAAUGAUGUUUUUUACAACCUGCCCACUAAAACCGUUAGUUCUUGGAAUGCAAUCAUUGGUGGGUAUGCACAGAAUGGAGAUCCAAGUACGGCAAUUGAUUUAUUCCUCAAAAUGAUGCACUCAGGUCUAGAGCCCGACCGGUUUACAAUUGGUAGUAUACUCUUAGCUUGUGCCAACAUGAAAUCCUUCAAGUAUGGAAAAACAAUUCAUGGAUUUAUCCUGCACCAUGGGUUGGAAAUAGACUCAUAUAUUGGAAUUUCCCUAAUUACACUUUACAUUCGAUGUGGAAGAACAUCGUCUGCACGUUCUUUGUUUGACAGGAUGGGGGAGAGAAAUCGAAUAGCAUGGAAUUCAAUGAUCAGUGGGUACUCACAAAAUGGACACCCAGAUGAAGCCCUUGAUCUCUUUCGUCAGAUGGUGCAGGAAGGAACCCAUCCUUAUGAGAUUGCAAUAACAAGCAUUUUUGGGGCAUGCACACAGUUAUCAGCUUUGCGUCUUGGAAAAGAGAUCCAUUGUUUUGCUUUGAAAGAGGACCUCACUGCAGACCCUUAUGUUGGAAGUUCAAUUCUAGACAUGUAUGCAAAGAGUGGUUGCAUUGGUCAAUCUCGUAAGGUGUUCGACAGAUUGAGGGAGAAAGACGUGGUAUCAUGGACUGUUCAAAUCACAGGGUAUGGAAUAAAUGGAUGUGGAGAAGAGGCAAUAAAUCUAUUUGAAAGGAUGCAGAGAGAAGGUUUGAAGCCUGAUGGGUACACAUAUGUUGGUAUUUUAAUGGCAUGUAGCCAUGCUGGGUUGGUUGAAAUGGGUCUGAAAUACUUUGUAGAGAUGCAGAAUGAGUAUAGAAUAGAGCCAAGAUUAGAGCAUUAUGCAUGUGCAGUGGACAUGCUAGGUAGAGCUGGACGCUUAGAUGAAGCCGUCAGACUGAUAGAGAGAAUGAACGAGGAACCAGAUGCUGGAAUUUGGGCCGCUUUGCUCAGUGCUUGUAGAAUUCAUGGUGAUGUGCCUCUGGGGAUGAAAGUUGCUGAUAAGUUGCUAGAGCUAGAACCUGACAAACCAGAAAACCACAUCUUACUUUCAAAUUUGUUUGCUGGAUCAGGAAGGUGGGAUGAUGUGAGAAGGAUUAGAGGGAGGAUGAAGGACAUGGGCCUGCGGAAGGAUGUAGGCUGUAGUUGGAUUGAAGUCAAAGGGAAAAUUUACAGCUUUGUGGUAGGUGAUGAUGCACAUCCUGCGUCAGAAGAGAUAUGCAAAAUGUGGAGAACAUUAGAAGAGAAGAUAGUUGGACUUGGAUAUGUACCUGAUACAAAUUCAGUGCUGCAUGCAUUGACUGAACAUGAAAAGGCAGAGGUAUUACGUGGGCAUAGUGAGAAGCUGGCGAUUUCUUUUGGGCUGUUGAAUACUCCCAAAGGUGUGACCGUGAGAAUCUGUAAGAACCUCCGAAUUUGUGUGGAUUGCCACAAUGCAGCCAAGUUGGUGUCUAAAGUGGUGGAGAGGGAUAUUGUUGUGAGAGAUAACAAAAGGUUCCACCAUUUCAGGGAUGGGUUCUGUUCCUGUGGGGACUACUGGUAGGUGAUGGAAGGGUGAAGAUGCUUCUCAUCUUUGGUGGUGGGUAGUUAAAAUGUUCUAAAUGUAACAAAUAUAUGACACUGCGUUCUUUGAGAGACUUCAUGAAUGGUAUAACUUUCUUGCAGUGCUUGUAGGCUGGUCAAAUUGCGUUGCUAAAUUCUUCUAUCAUACAUCUAUAGUUGGGUUGUUGUUGUAUACUUCACUUAUUAUGAAAAAUACUUAUUUAAAUGAGAGGGACUCUGUUUUAUGAUAUGCAA